Danio aesculapii is the source of this 3011-nucleotide messenger RNA. RefSeq names its product chemokine-like receptor 1 (gene cmklr1). Gene Ontology annotation, molecular function: complement receptor activity; G protein-coupled receptor activity. Gene Ontology annotation, biological process: regulation of calcium-mediated signaling; positive regulation of macrophage chemotaxis; complement receptor mediated signaling pathway. The coding region runs from base 88 to 1155 and encodes 355 amino acids. The transcript is spliced from 2 exons. Gene Ontology annotation, cellular component: plasma membrane. Lineage: Eukaryota; Metazoa; Chordata; Actinopteri; Cypriniformes; Danionidae. The record is from RefSeq and is a predicted model, not a curated record.
AGAGGCCAUACGGUCGUCAGAUGUCAUAAGGGUGCUGGUGCAGUAAUGCUGGAGACACUGAGCUGAGGAAAUUAACAUAAAAUCACAAUGGAUUUACUAGACUUUGACUCAGCAUAUGAUUACGAAAACUAUGGAAAUGUCACCGACUAUGGAAAUUCCACCUUCAGCAAUUUAACCUUCGAAGAAACUUAUAACCACCACACAGCCCAAAACAUGUGUUUCACUCAGGUCCUCUGCAUGCUGUUGCUGGUGAUCAACAUGCUUAUCUGUCUGCUGGGUCUUUGUGGAAAUGGCGUGGUCAUCUGGAUUGCAGGGUUUGCCAUGAAGAAGUCAGUCAACACCACCUGGUACCUGAGUCUGGCCGUGUCUGACUUCAUAUUCUGCGCCUGUUUGCCUUUUAACAUCGCCUACAGCGCCACAUCUAACUGGAUCUUCGGCCUCUUCAUGUGCAAGUUCACUUCGUUUGUCAUGUUCCUUAACAUGUUCAGCAGCAUCUUCAUCCUGGUCAUCAUCAGCGUGGACCGUUGCAUCGCCGUCAUGUUCCCUGUUUGGGCACAAAAUCACCGCACCAUUGGAAAAGCGUCAGUGUUGAUCAUACUUGCCUGGAUUGCCUCCACAGCUUUAAGCAUCCCAUCAAUUGUGUACCGUGAUGUCCAGAAUCAUCUGGGCACAAACCAUUGCAUGAACAACUACACGUCCAGCAGGUAUGGCCAUAAAGUCAUUGCUGUGAGCCGCUUUAUCUUUGGCUUUUUGAUUCCAUUCAUCCUCAUCAUCCUUUGCUACACGGUUAUCAUUGUUAGAUUGAGAGCUUCCCAGAUGGCCAAAUCCAACAAACCAUUUAAAAUCAUGACAGCUCUCAUCCUGACCUUCUUCCUUUGCUGGUUGCCGUACCAUACAUUUGUGCUAAUCGAAUUUAACCAGACCUUUAAUACUGACAUCAUUCGUCUUGGGAUGCAAAUAGGCACCAUCACUGCUGCCGCGAACAGCUUCCUGAACCCUGUGUUGUAUGUGUUCAUGGGCAAUGACUUCAGAAAGAGGUUCAAGAGCUCCAUCUUAUCCAAGAUUGAGAAUGCUAUUGGAGAAGAAGGACGAACCAUCAGUCGCUAUCUGUCCCGCUCAAGCUCGGUGGACGCCAGGGCUUCCACUCAUAUCUGAAAAACAGACUCGAAGCUGAGUGACUGUUUUGUAUGGAUGUCAGUUCAAUGCACUGACAAACUUUGAUUUGUUGUACAAUUAAAUUGUGCAUGAACAUUUUACAUUAUAAGACAAAUAUAUGUGAUAUAUAGGACUAUAAGAAAUGUAAUGCCUCAGUGCUGCUCAGUGGAUGCCUGGGAAAAGAAAGUAGAACUUGGUUAUUUUGCAAUUAAUCAUCCACUAUAACACACCAAAAAAAGGUCACACUUUAUUUUGAUGGUCUGUUUGUUGAAUUUAAGUUACAUUACAUAUACAUGCCAACUAAUUCUCAUUAGAUUCUAAGUAGACUGUUAGGUUGGGGUACAAAAUAAAGUGUUAUCAAAAAAACAACACAAAAAAACAGGUGCUAUUAUGCUAUCAUUUGGUAUUAUUAACUGUAAAGUAUAAAAAUAAAGAAAAUAUAUUGAAAAUGUGUUUCAUUUCAGCUUAGUAGAUGUUAAGGCUUCCACUCAUGUCUUAAAGAUAAACCUGAGGUUAGUUUCAUUUAAUGCAUUCGCUUAGUAUGAUUAAGUGAACGUUUUAGGUUUUGAUUGUGCACUUUAUGACAAAAUUAUGACAAGAAAUAUGGAAAAGGUACUGGAAAUUUACUGCCACACUCAAGCUGCAUUUUCGCUCAUAUCUAAAAGUAAACUGGAUGUUUGUUGUAUUUUAGUCAAAUUAAUGUAUUCAUUAAGUAGAAUGAAUUGUACAGUUAUAAUUUCUGUAUAGUCAGCCUGAUCUCACGAGGAAACCUAACAUAAUUUUACGUUUUGUCAGUUUAGUGGCUAAUUCUGUCGUAUGAAAAUGUAUGAUUUUUAAAAGGAGUCGUGGCACCAAAACCCCACCUCUAAACUCAACGAUCAUUGUGGAUAAGCAAAUUCUACUAAAUUGUAAAAAUGACUUUUUUUUUUGUUUAAACUAAAAGUAUUUGAUAAAUGUAACAAAAUCAAAAAGUUACAAACUUCCGUGAGAUAGCAUUGUUAGAGUUGUGCCCUGUAAGCCAAAAUACAAAAGAAAUGCAGAAAAUCGUUCCAACAACUUUCGCAAAACUGCAUGAAAUACACACACAAAAGUAAAGCUUCUUCAUUGGCAUUGCUGGUUGCAUGAAUAACCUCUAAAGCACCUCUACUUUCCACUAAAGUGCUUUUUAUAUUAUUAUGAAUGCUAAAUGCCCUCAUAACUGGUUAUUUUAAACUUUCUAUGUAAAAAAAAAAAAAAGUUUGUGCUUUGUGAAGCACAGUGUACCAUGUUAAUAUGAAGACAAUUUCAGUAUUGCUUUUUUUAUGUUUAUUCUAUAUUAAGGAAGCACACUGUGCUAUGCUUAAAGUUAAAUGAAAUCUAAAAGUACUAGUGGUAUUUGAAUUGGGCAUUACAGUGCAGGACUUUUUUUGACAUUGUUGACUUUACAAGUACACUUUUACUUCAUACCAAUAGGUUAGCUAAGGGCACCAAAAUACAUAAUAGUUCCCCCCAAAAUUUAAAUUUACUUAUCAUAUACUCAAACUCAAGUGGUUUCCUUCCUAUAUAAGUUUUUUUUAAUCUUUUGAACACAAAAGAAGAUAUUUUAAUAAUAAUAAAAAAAAAACUCUAACCAACUUCCACAAUAGAAAAAAAAACAAUUAACCUGGAAGUCAGUGGUUAUAGGUUUCUAAUGAUUUUCAACAGAAAAAAAAAAGUUUGCUACAAGUGAAUGGUGAGUAAAUGAUGACAGAUGUUUUAGUAAUGUGUGAACUGUUCCUUUAUGGUGAAAAUCAAAAAAUGAACCAAGUGACACUUUUCUCAAUGUAUAAUACUGUAAACUAAAGCAAUCUUCUGUAUUAAAAAAGUAUAUAAAUAAA